GCAUAUAUACUAUGUGAUGUCUCGACUAUCGAUCACGAUCAGCCAAGCCAGGAUCACUACACUACAUGCAAAUAAGAAGAAAAUGUAUAGGAAAACUUGUAUUAGGUAGUUAUGUGUAAUAAUAUGUAUGUAAAUUCAACUGAGUACAUAUAUCUGAUCUGAUGUGUGUUUGUUUGCGUUCGAUAGGGUCAUAUAGUUCAUUCUGCAUUUAUCUGCUGCAUCUUACCCGUGAUUUUACUGUGUAUUGGAAUCAGUUUUGAUUUGACGAACUUUUUUGGUGUUUAUGAUGAAUUUCCCAGGGGUCUCAUUAGAUUGGAAUAAUUGUCCUCCUGAAAUUUAUAGCCUCAUUUUUAGAAAGUUGGAUCCCGAGGACUUAAGUUCUUGCUUAUUUGUAAACCGCAACUGGAGAAAAAUACUUGAAAAUGAUACACACAUUACCACUUUUGAAUACCUACCUAUGUAAUGGAUAUGAGAAUAUGGAAUGGUUAUGAGUCUCAUUGUUAAUUUUUGCUAUAAUUAUUUUAGUUACCUAACAAAUUAAAUGAAAAAGGAUUGGAGAAAAGUUGCACAAAAAACUUUGCCUGAUGAAGGUCUUGAUAUGAAAAGAAACUCAAAGCUUGAUUGGGUUGGCAUUGUUUUAAAAAGUUGGCUGUGGACCUAUCACUUAGAUCGGCUUAAAGUUGAACUGCUUCAUGAAUAUAAGUGCCAGCAGGAUUACUGGCCUUCAAUGGCAAUUUAUAGAGAUAAGCUAUAUGUUAACACGAAGAAAUAUUCCGAAUGUAUUGAUAUAGAAUCUUGUGGCCAUACUCAGAGGGAGGAAAAUUCUACGGAAAUGUAUUUAUUUGAUGAAUCAGACCAUAUUCGUCUCUUAUACGACAGAACUUCCAAAUUAAAACUCAUUGGAAAGAAAUCUUUUGAUGACAAUGCAAGCUGUAACCCUGACUCUACCAUUGAUUUGGUAGUUAAUGUGUUUUUAUUAGACGAAGACCGUUGCUACAUAUUCGAAGAAAAUAAAUACCUUAAGGUGUACAUAUGGGCGGAGCAGACAUGGCAAUCGAAGUGGAUCGCGAGGUUCUUCGGAACUACAGAACUCAACACAAUGGCCGUCCACCGUGGUGACGUGUACUUGCUGAGCCGUCACGGCGACAUGAUGUGGAAGGCUGUGGAACAACGCCGACAGUUCAGGAAGAUUCGCUCGUUUAAUACUCCGCCCUAUUUCAAUCAGGCUAAUUCGAAGGCCCUAUUGAAGACUAUUCUGAACUAUAACCAUUGCUACCACAUGCAGAACGACGUGAGCAGUAUUUUCGUCAAAGGAGUUACUUGCGCGACUUACCAUGCCGGAGUACUGUUUUUGGCAUAUUCGAAUGGACAGAUCGAAGCGUGGAUUUUGAAAAAGCUUUCUUUACAGCCAUAUUAUUAUUAUCCGCUGUUACCUCCUCCUGUCUUUGACAGUUCUUCGUCGUUCUCUCGAUAUGGAGAGCCACAUUUAAGAGACACUAAUAGACUUCGCAUCUGUGAUCGGCGUCAAGACAUCGCAUGCUUGUACGAUUGCAUUUACAAUAUGGCCGUCUAUGAGGGUCAAUCGUGUAGUUAUUUAUUGGUCAAUUGUGGUCACAGCAUAUACCAAUAUCGACUUACUUUCCCUGGGCUGGAUUAGACUUAAAAAAAAAAAAUUAAAAUAAUACUUUGAAAUAUAUUUAUCGGGAAUAUUAUCUUUGUAGUGCGCAUGAGGAUUAUAGCAUUAAAUGGAUCUUUACGAUUUAUAAAUUGUUUUUUUUUUUAAUAUAAUUAAGUAUCUAUAUCGAAUUUAGAGUAAGUUUAAAGAAUAUUGUUUGUAUAAUUUGUUAUCGAAAAUUGUGAAACCAUCUUAUGUUUAAAUAUAAUUAUAUAUUUACAAAAGCUAUAAAAAUGGCCGACUGUGAUGACUGUUACGUGCCAUAAAUUUUAGUAAAUCAAUUGGGCACACAUUUGUUAUACCUAUUAAAAAUAAUAUAAACAUUUAUUCUAAGAUUUUCAUUAUUUUAUUGGCUCGGGUCAUAAUGUGAUUAUGAAUGUGAUAAUGUAGAA
Plodia interpunctella (Indianmeal moth) is the source of this 2067-nucleotide messenger RNA. RefSeq lists its product as uncharacterized. The transcript is spliced from 8 exons. The record is from RefSeq and is a predicted model, not a curated record. Lineage: Eukaryota; Metazoa; Arthropoda; Insecta; Lepidoptera; Pyralidae. Bases 542 to 1657 code for a protein of 371 amino acids.